Colletotrichum paranaense is the source of this 399-nucleotide messenger RNA. RefSeq lists its product as uncharacterized. Lineage: Eukaryota; Fungi; Ascomycota; Sordariomycetes; Glomerellales; Glomerellaceae. The coding region runs from base 1 to 399 and encodes 132 amino acids. The transcript has a single exon. The record is from RefSeq and is a predicted model, not a curated record.
AUGAUGAUGACAAGGCUGGCGAAGGAUCUUGGUGUCAGCGCAGGGGGUGUUUACUCUAUGGAUAGAGCUCCUCUUUCAUGCUUCCUUCACCCCUCUUUCGAACCUCUCUAUCUUACAGUCUCAAUCGCCGACCCCGGAACCACUGGAUGUUGCUGGGCUGAGACUGACUUUGGACUUGCUUGGAGAGCAUGGGAUUCUGGGACUGGGUUCCCCGCUUUCGCUAUCAAGGGGAGCUCUAUUUCGGGGCGCAGCAACCACGGGCAAACAGCUCCCAAGCACCCAAGCUCCCAAGACCUCACCCACUUGGUUGAUGAACGAUUCCUCAGCUCUCGGCUAAUGCGAUACGAAGAUCCAAAGUUGGGUCGAAACAUGUCGCCAUGCAUGCGGACCGGGGACUGA